Molecule: messenger RNA, 1587 nt
Organism: Anthostomella pinea
Lineage: Eukaryota; Fungi; Ascomycota; Sordariomycetes; Xylariales; Xylariaceae
Source: the annotation of a GenBank genome assembly
AUGGCGGUGCCAGACCCCUACAUUACCAGUUACGCAAAUGCCUUGCGGCAGGAUAAUGUCAAAUAUGCACAUUACAGAACCCGCGGCCUCGGUUUCAAAACCGAAGAUUACCCCGGCUGGCAACACCAACCUGUCCCGCUGCUCCCUGACAUGUUCUGGUUGCCGCAAAUCGUCAAGCAGAAAUCGAACCGGUUUCCUCUCAUGCGGGCAAUGCUCCCCGUACAGGGCGGCGCGAGGUUAGACAGCUUCAAGACGUAUGGCGACGUCGCUACAAGCAACCUGUCCCCGGAUGUGAAGAAGGCUUGGGUCAGGCUUCAGACAAUCAAGGAAGCCUUCGAGACGGAAACGUUCAAAUACCAGAAGGCCCUCGGCUACGGCGGCAAUGGAAUCGCCGCCCAUUACAAGUACGAGGACCUCAACGCGCCGCAGAACAACCGGGAUCUCGUCAUGAAAGCUGCGAUAACAGGCUGGCGUAGUUCGACACUUCGUGACGAGGAGCGGGAGACUUUUAAACACAAACGAGCGUCACAUAUCGCGCAGGCCAUCGAGCCGGAGGCGGUAGGGAAAGCGCCCCGCAGGAGGCUCAGGAAGAUUCCGUGCCAUGACGACUCCAGCGACGAGGACAGCAACUCCAGUGGCGAUGAGGAUGUGCCGCCGCGGCCCCCGAAGACACCGCGUAUUGCGAUGUAUGCCGCGGAGUUGGCCCGCAGGGGCGCGAAUCGAUUCUUACCGCCGGACCAGCGCCGGGGUUACCAGCAGGUCCCCGCCGACCAGUUGGAUUACCUGUUGCUCGAGUAUGUGGAGAACGGCGACUUGAGAGAGGUGAUCGGCAAGGUCAAUCAGAGUGGUGGCCGGAUCCCAAAUAGGGUGCUAUGGAACUUCUGGCUCAGCCUCGUGAAAUCGGUUGUCGGAAUGGCGUUUCCUCCCAGGAAAUUCCACCCAGACCGGUUCAACCGACCCGAUGGGGACUUGGACGAAACAAUCCCCGACGUGACCGGGCAGUGGAGGAUCAAGAACAUGGACCCCAACGACUGGGUGCAUACUGACAUUCCGGGGCUGAAGCUCGGUGACUUUGGAAUUGCGGAAGAGAUCAAGCCGCAGAAGAGAGACAUAUACUACCAGGGCAGACGAUACAAGGCGAAGCCGUUCUACUUCGCGCCUGAACAAUUCUGUCAAGAAUGGGAGUUGCUCCCGCCAACCCCCGACGCGGAGAACCUCACCAAUUUCCCGGCGGCGGGCACCUACAGCGUGCAGACGAACGUCUGGGGAAUCGCAUUAUCCAUGUACUCGAUGAUCACGGGCGCCUACCCGCCCCUGCCCCCGGAGCCGGACUUCAUCCCGAACUGGGCGGACGGCUACCAAAUCUCGUACGGCAUCCGGCUGUUGGACGACGACUGGAACGCCUUUGACCCAGAGCUGCGCUUGAUGGUGGCCCGGUGCAUGUCGCACUUCCCCAUGGAGCGGCCUUCUCUGGAAGAGCUGCUCACGUUCGCGCAGUACGGGGCUGCUAAGUGGCAGCCGGGAGAGACUGAUGAUGUGAUUCGGAAGUGGGUUGCUGAUAUGUUCUAUGAUGGCCAAACUACUUGA